AUGCCGCAGCCCAGUCAGGGCCGAGUCGCUCGCUCCAGGGGCGGUUGCGUAACGUGCAGGUCAAAACAUGCAAAAUGUGACGAAGCAAAACCGACUUGUAAGUCAUGCGCUGCACGUGGCCAGAAAUGCGGUGGAUACCGCUUGGAUGUUCGAUGGUCUACCAAGCAUGAGAAGCGCACUCGACAGCCUCAAUCGCGACCCCGUCAGUCGCGAACAGAGGAUUUACCUUCGGCACGGUCCACGGAAGCUCAAUCAGACACACAUUCCCAGGUCUCAUAUAGAUCAGAGAAUGUGCCUGUGGCUGGCAGAGACUCCAUAAACUCGGCAGCAGCGAGUAUUCCUAAUGAUUUUGACCCAGCCGCAAACGCGUCGGUCUUUCAUCUCAACGGCAUUGUGUCACCCUUGUUCCCGAUGUCUGCAGACGGCGAUUUAUUCUCACAUCCGCUGGAACAUGAAAACGAGGAAACAAGUCAUACUUUUAGUGGCACCGACAACGAAAACCACCACGCUUACUCUCUAUCAAACAUGACGUCCUCCGUAUCGCCCUUGCAGUGGGGAGACGAUUUCUUAGGCUCUGUUCAUAGCGAUAACGACCUAGUUUCGGCUCCAGAAACCCUCUCUAUUCCAGUUGGCAGUAUGGCCUUUGACUUCAACAUGCCCUUACCGACAGUCGACCCUGGUAGGCUGACCUUCGAAAUGACACCAAAUGCAGUCACCUAUACACCAUCUGUCCUCAUCGAAUACUGGUUUCGCCAUGUCUGUUCUCUCUGGUCCAAUUACGAUUCCGAUGUCAACCUUAACCGCACAAUUGCUGCCGCAUUAUGGUCCAACUGUGAGCUCGUUUAUCUCAGUCUCCAGGCUAUGUCGGCCGCCCACUUGUCCGCUAAAGUGCCAAUGAUGCGACAAACAUCGAUAACGAACAUGAAGGCAGCGGCCGAGAUUAUGAGAGCUGACUUACAUACCGUUAAGUCCCACCAACUCUUCAAUACAGUACCUGCAAGUCUGUUGUUCUCUUUGAUGGGAAUUGGGACCAGCAUCUGCUGGCUCAAUGCCACUCAGCUGGGACUGCCAUUUCUCUGCGAAGCAAAAGCCAUCCUUCAUGCUGUUAACAAAAACAAGCACGCAUUAUCUGAAGAACAACGCCAAUUGCUAUGCUUCUUCAAUAAGAGUUGGCUCUACUGCGAAAUGCUAUUGUCGAUGGUGACAUCGAGCUGUAAAAGCCUACAGAAGAUGGAAGAAUUGGGUGACGUCGAGGAAGCUGUUCCUGUCACUGCGCCUGUGACGGCAGACCCAGUCGAACAGGUUCCGCACCCGUGGACAGGAGUCUCAAGCGACAGCUAUAAACUGUUCAUGCGGGCAAUGAAACUUUGUCACAAAUUUAGACGCAAGAUUAGGAAACCACAAGAUAUGUUUGCAUCAGCCAACAUCAGCGCCGCCAUGCAGCUCAUUGAAGAAGCUGCCGUGGUGGAGAAGCAAACUUGCGAUCUUGACGUGGAAUUUCGCGAGACAAUUGGAGAGACAAAUGACAAGAAGACGCCUAACCAGCACCUCUUCAACGUUGCCGAAGCCUACCGCCAAUCAACCCUGUUACAAUUGUACCAGACCUUUCCAGAACUCAUCGUAAGACGACACGAGCUGGACGAGUCACAGGCGAAAGAUGCCCCAGCUUUAUGGGAUAACUGGAUCACCCCAAUUGCACUUAAUCUGGUGAGCAUACUAAAACUGUUACCCACGGAUUCGGGUAGUAAAAUGACCCAGCCACUGCUCUGUGUCUCAGCCAGCACUGGACUAAGGCGAAAACACAUUGAAGUCAAGGCCGCUACUCCAAAAGACAUUCCCUUUAGCCAAGAUGCCAGUCUGGAGGAUUGCGACAUGAUAAAUUAUCUUGACUUCGCUGGCCUUCACGAUGAGCUGCCAGAUGAGUCCGAACCAGAGCCGGAUCCAGAUGCAAAUGCGGGAAUCAUGGCUGCCAGGCAAUUUCUUCACAAUCGUCUGGACACGCUGAAGACCGUCCUACCACCAAAGCCAGUGGUAGUAGCGCAAGAUUUGACCAAAGCUAUCUGGCAAGCAUAUGACAUGGAGCAGUGCGCGAAGUAUGCGACGCACUGGAUAGAUGUGAUGGAUAGUCGGAAUUUGAAGUCGAACUGGGGAUAG
Messenger RNA from Fusarium mangiferae, 2154 nucleotides. RefSeq lists its product as uncharacterized. Gene Ontology annotation, biological process: positive regulation of transcription by RNA polymerase II. Lineage: Eukaryota; Fungi; Ascomycota; Sordariomycetes; Hypocreales; Nectriaceae. Gene Ontology annotation, molecular function: transcription cis-regulatory region binding; zinc ion binding; DNA-binding transcription factor activity, RNA polymerase II-specific. The record is from RefSeq and is a predicted model, not a curated record. Gene Ontology annotation, cellular component: nucleus. The transcript is spliced from 2 exons. The coding region runs from base 1 to 2154 and encodes 717 amino acids.